CUAAACAAAUGCUGAUUACAAAUAAAUAUUUAUUUUCCUCACCCAAUUCAAUAUUUACACCACUACAAAACUCUCUCUCUCUCUCUCAACUACGUGUUCUUCAUCCCACAGACGACAAAGACUCGUCAAUUCCAAUUUUGUUGCUCAAUCCGAUCCGAAUAGUGCGUCAAUUUUGCUCAGAUCCAUCGAAAUUGGAGCAAUUACAAAGUCCAAGCACGCCUCAGAUCUUGCUCUCAGAGGAAAUGGGGGCACGAAUCGGAAUGUUUGUUGGGUAUUGAAUUUACAGAGUGAUUGGAAGAAAAGAAAGAAAAUAAACAAAACCCAUCUUCUUGAAUCGGCUGCAAAAGGGGGAAAAAUGUUAAAGAUUUCCGAGAAAGUGAGAGAAACCCAAUUUUCUGUCCGUCCAAACAUCAAGCUGAAAGAAGAGCGAUGGUACAAAAUGGUGGAAAUAUAGAGAAUUAGAUAUAGAUUUUAGAUAUAUAUAUAUAUAUAUAGAGAGAGAGAGAGAGAGAGCGAGAGAGAGAGAGAGAGAGGGGUAUUGGAGAAGGGUCUGAAGCUAACAUGAGCAGCAGAGAACCGGUGAAGUUGGACGAUGAGCAGAUCGCCGAGCUGCGAGAAAUUUUCCGAUCAUUUGAUCGGAACAACGAUGGGAGUCUGACCCAGCUCGAGCUCGGAUCGUUACUCCGGUCGCUCGGGCUAAAACCAAGCCCGGACCAACUCGAGACACUGAUACAGAAGGCCGACACGAACAGCAAUGGUCUGAUUGAGUUUUCGGAGUUCGUGGCGCUGGUGGCGCCGGAUCUUCUUCCGGCCAAGUCGCCGUACACUGAGGAGCAGCUGAGGCAGCUUUUUCGGAUGUUUGAUCGGGAUGGAAAUGGGUAUAUCACGGCUGCGGAGUUGGCCCACUCCAUGGCCAAGCUCGGACACGCCCUGACAGCGGAGGAGCUCACCGAGAUGAUCAAGGAAGCCGACAUGGAUGGGGAUGGCCGGAUCAGCUUUCAGGAGUUCGCGCAGGCGAUUACUUCGGCUGCUUUUGACAAUUCUUGGGCUUGAGGUUUGGCAAUUCUCAGGACCUACUGGUUAGACAAUGGUUUAAGAAGACGGAGAUAACAAUUUAAUGAGCACAAUGGAGAAGUCUAACAAUGCAAGAGCAGAUUCAACUCAUCCAAAAGCUACUACUCUUCCUAUUGAGAGCAAAGUGUUUCAUUUUGUAACCCUUUUUCUCAGUGUGAAAGUGAGGUUUUUCUUUCAUGAAAAUCUGAAUAUUUACUCGGUCUGUGUGUAUUUAAUUUUCUUCAAACUACACCUUUUUCAUCCCUAGGUUAAAAAGUACACCCUUUAUUUUGAGGUUUUCAUUUUUUACUGGCGUCACAUUCAUCAAUGAAAACAAGUUAAACAACUCAUUUGGCAUCAUAAUUUUGU
Cornus florida is the source of this 1422-nucleotide messenger RNA. RefSeq names its product probable calcium-binding protein CML18. The coding region runs from base 562 to 1053 and encodes 163 amino acids. NCBI's taxonomy places the organism in Eukaryota, Viridiplantae, Streptophyta, Magnoliopsida, Cornales, Cornaceae. The transcript has 2 exons. Gene Ontology annotation, molecular function: enzyme regulator activity; calcium ion binding. The record is from RefSeq and is a predicted model, not a curated record.